Molecule: messenger RNA, 1557 nt
Organism: Vicia villosa (hairy vetch)
Lineage: Eukaryota; Viridiplantae; Streptophyta; Magnoliopsida; Fabales; Fabaceae
Product: ribose-phosphate pyrophosphokinase 1
Exons: 8
Coding region: 59-1219 (386 amino acids)
Biological process (GO): ribonucleoside monophosphate biosynthetic process; 5-phosphoribose 1-diphosphate biosynthetic process; purine nucleotide biosynthetic process
Cellular component (GO): cytoplasm; ribose phosphate diphosphokinase complex
Molecular function (GO): ribose phosphate diphosphokinase activity; magnesium ion binding
Source: RefSeq, a predicted model, not a curated record
UGAAUGGAAGUAUAAAUAUACCUAAUCCGAAUUCAGCGUAACGUUUACUAACGCCAUCAUGUCCACUCUACUUCAAUCCUCUUUCAUUUCUCCGAUCACUCCCCGUCUCGCUCGCGUCUCCCUCCGUAACGCCGUCAGAUGCAAUAAUGCCGUAGCCUCUUUGAACUCGGCGAACGGAAUUCCAUAUCGUUCCGCUGAACUUUCAGCUAACGGUUCAACUUCCAUUCCGAGUUUUCUCGUGGCGCCUAACACUCGCAUCCAUGAUCUCGUUAACAGAAAUCGUCUUCGCAUAUUCUCCGGUACCGCCAAUCCCGCACUCGCUCAGGAAAUUGCAUGCUAUAUGGGCCUGGAUUUGGGGAAAAUUAAGAUAAAGCGUUUUGCUGAUGGUGAAAUAUAUGUCCAACUGCAAGAGAGUGUCAGAGGGUGUGAUGUGUUUCUUGUGCAGCCCACAUGUCCCCCUGCGAAUGAGAAUCUUAUGGAGCUUCUAGUAAUGAUUGAUGCCUGUAGAAGAGCUUCAGCUAAAAAUAUUACUGCAGUCAUUCCUUAUUUUGGAUAUGCUAGAGCUGAUAGAAAGACUCAAGGGCGUGAAUCAAUUGCUGCUAAGCUUGUAGCAAAUUUAAUUACAGAAGCAGGUGCAAAUCGUGUUCUUGCAUGUGACCUCCAUUCUGGGCAGUCUAUGGGCUACUUCGAUAUUCCAGUUGAUCAUGUGUAUGGACAGCCUGUUAUACUCGAUUACCUUGCUAGCAAGACUAUUUGUUCAGAUGAUUUGGUAGUUGUCUCGCCCGAUGUUGGUGGUGUAGCUAGAGCACGUGCUUUUGCCAAAAAGUUAUCUGAUGCUCCUUUAGCUAUUGUUGAUAAAAGGCGUCAUGGGCAUAAUGUUGCCGAGGUGAUGAAUUUGAUAGGUGAUGUAAAGGGAAAGGUAGCAGUUAUGGUAGAUGACAUGAUUGAUACUGCUGGGACCAUCGCCAAAGGCGCAGCUCUGUUGCAUCAAGAAGGGGCAAGAGAAGUCUAUGCAUGCACUACACAUGCUGUUUUCAGUCCUCCUGCUAUAGAGAGAUUGUCAAGCGGUUUAUUUCAAGAAGUUAUCAUAACUAAUACAAUUCCAGUUUCCGAGAAGAACUAUUUCCCCCAAUUAACUGUCUUAUCAGUGGCAAACCUUCUGGGCGAGACUAUAUGGCGUGUUCAUGAUGACUGCUCAGUGAGUAGCAUAUUUCUGUAAAAUAGGUCUAGUCUGUUAUUUCUGCAUUCUACCAAUAGAUAAAAGGAGACUACUCUCUAUACCUGCAUGCCUAUAUAUAUGAUCUAUUCAAAUUAAUUAAUUUUGGAAAGAGUUGAGCAUGUAUCUUGGAGUCGGCUCUCCAGUUUAUUGCUAGAAUGUAUUAUUAAUAAAGGCAUGUCUCGCGGUUGAAUUAGAGUUCUACUUAACGAGGGGUAUGCAAGCCUCUUCUGUUUUUAUUAUAAAAAAAAAUUCUGUUGAGCAAUAAUUUUUGCUAGUUUUGUUUCUAUAGGAUAGUGUAGAAUCAAAAGUAUUUAUCUUGCAGAUUAUCUAUCUUAUAU